Periophthalmus magnuspinnatus is the source of this 3089-nucleotide messenger RNA. RefSeq names its product RNA binding motif protein 19 (gene rbm19). Gene Ontology annotation, molecular function: RNA binding. NCBI's taxonomy places the organism in Eukaryota, Metazoa, Chordata, Actinopteri, Gobiiformes, Gobiidae. Bases 134 to 2932 code for a protein of 932 amino acids. The transcript has 24 exons. The record is from RefSeq and is a predicted model, not a curated record.
AGUAGAACACGCAGUGAAUUUGGACCGUAGACUAAAAGUAACAUGGCGGCUUAGACUAACCACGCGGGUUUGUUGACAUCUGUUCAAUCCUCUGUUUAAACAUUUAAGUGAUCGAUUAACAAUCACGGAAAUUAUGUCGCGACUCAUUGUCAAAAAUCUCCCUAACGGGAUGAAGGAAGAGAGAUUACGCACGAUGUUUGCUGCUUUUGGCACGCUCACAGACUGUACCCUGAAGUUUACAAAAGAUGGAAAGUUCCGAAAGUUUGGCUUUGUGGGGUUCAAAUCCGAGGAAGACGCGAACAAAGCGUUAACACACUUCCACAAAAGCUUCGUGGACACUUCCAGAGUAACGGUGGAAAUGUGUAAGUCCUUCGGAGAUCCCACAAAACCAAAAGCGUGGAGCAAACACACCCACGACUCUAGCCACAACAAAACAACAUCAGUGAGCACGGAAAAAGAUGAAAAAGUGAUCGAAAAGGUGAUCAAAAAGGAAAAGAAGAAAAGCAAAACUGUAAAUACACUCAUGGAGGAGGAUCAGGAUCAGGGUUUCAAGGAGUUUCUGUCCGUGCAUCAAAACCGGAGUCAAGCACCAACUUGGGCAAAUGAUACUGCACAACGACAAACAGAGACGAGCACAAAGAAGAAGAGUAAAACAGAGUCAAAAAAGGAGAAGAAAACAGAUUUGGAUGAUUAUCUCAACUUUGACUCGGACGAGACCGAGGAUGAGUAUGAAGAGGAGGAAGUGCAAUUGAAUGAAGACGAAGAUGGUGAUAAAGAAGCUCUUAAAUCUGGGUUGACAGACAUGGAAUAUCUGCGAUCAAAAGUGUCAAACACAAAAGACACAAUGGAGGAAAAGGACAAUGAUGAUGAUGAUGAAGAAGACAAGAACACUAUUGGUGUCAGUGACAGUGCAUAUGAAAACAGUGACAGAGAAAAUGUGUCAGAGGCCAAGACGGAUGUUUCUGCAAAGACUCAGAAACAAGGCAAGAGUAAGAAGGCUGUCAAGAGUGAAUUGGAUCCUGCCACUGAGUUCACUGUGAAGCUUCGAGGAGUCCCUUUUAAUGUCAAAGAGCAACAAAUUUCUGAAUUUAUGACACCACUGAAGCCAGUAGCCAUUAGAAUUGGAAAGAAUGAAAGUGGCAACAGAACAGGCUACGUGUAUGUUGAUUUACGCUCUGAAGAAGAGGUGCAAAAAGCCAUAAAAAAGAACAAGGAUUAUAUAGGUGGAAGAUAUAUUGAAGUCUUCAGUGUGGGCAACUCUGAUAACAAGCGGAAGACACAACAUAAAGAAAUUGACAAAAACUUUUCCAGGAAGCUCAAGGAGGAUGAAGAGGAGGAAGAUGUGUCCGAAUCAGGGCGUCUUUUUGUCAGAAAUCUUUCUUACACCUGCACAGAAGAAGAGAUCAAAGAGCUUUUCACCAAGCAUGGGCCAUUGUCUGAAGUGCUGUUUCCCAUUGACACAUUCACCAAGAGGCCAAAAGGAUUUGCUUUUGUAACCUACAUGAUUCCAGAAAAUGCAAUCACAGCUUUGGCUCAGUUAGAUGGACAUAUAUUUCAGGGUAGAAUGCUUCACGUGUUACCUUCAACAAUUAAAAAAGAGAAGGCAGAGUCAGAUGGAGGCCCUGGUUCUUCAUCUUAUAAACAGCAAAAAAAUGCUAAAAACAAGGCUUUGAGUACCAGUUCUCAUAACUGGAACACCUUGUUUCUGGGAACAAGUGCUGUAGCUGAUGCAAUUGCUGAAAAGUACAAUACUACAAAAAGCCAAGUUCUGGAUCAUGACACAAAAGGAAGUGUUGCAGUGAGAAUGGCUUUGGGGGAAACCCAAAUUGUGGAGGAAACUCGACAGUUUUUACUGGAUAAUAGUGUCUGUCUUGACUCCUUUAGUCAGGCUGCUGCUCCAAGAAGUACAUGUGUGAUCCUUGUAAAAAAUCUUCCUUCUGGGGUGAAGGUGUCUGAGCUGGAGGAGCUUUUCUCUCCUCAUGGCUCUUUGGGCAGAGUACUGCUGCCGCCAUCGGGACUAACCGCUAUCAUUGAGUUUUUAGAACCCACUGAAGCAAAACGAGCCUUCACUAAACUGGCCUACAGUAAGUUUCAUCACAUUCCUCUUUAUUUGGAAUGGGCACCCGUGGGAGUAUUCAUGGCCAAACCAGAACCAGAAAGGGAAAAAGAGGAAGCGAAAAAGCUGGCCAUGGAGGAAGAGGAGGAUGAUGAUGUUGAAGAAGAAGAAGAAGAAAGUGUUCCUGGCUCCACUCUUUUUAUUAAGAAUCUUAAUUUUAAUACUACAGAGGAGACACUACAAGAGACAUUUUCCAAGUGUGGUAAGAUUAUUUCUUGUACAAUUUCAAAGAAGAAGGACAAAACAGGAAAGCUGUUGUCAAUGGGCUAUGGAUUUGUACAAUAUCAAACUGCUGAAGCAGCAAAAAAGGCCAUAAGGCAACUCCAGCACUGCAAUGUUGAUGAUCACCAGUUAGAAUUAAAGAUUUCUGAGAGAGCAACAAGAUUAACCGGAGUGACUCUCAAGAAAAAACAAAUGUUGAAAAAGCAAACGGGGUCCAAAAUACUUGUGCGCAAUGUGCCCUUUCAAGCCUCUGUGAAGGAAAUCCGUGAACUUUUCUGUACAUUUGGAGAAUUGAAGACUGUACGCCUGCCCAGAAAAGCCACUGGCUCAGGGAAUCAUCGAGGAUUUGGUUUUGUUGACUUCAUUACAAAACAGGAUGCCAAGAAAGCAUUUACUGCACUGUGUCAUAGUACACAUCUUUAUGGGAGGCGUCUUGUACUUGAGUGGGCUGAUGCUGAAGACACAGUAGAGACAUUGAGACGAAAAACUGCAGAACAUUUUCAUGUGCCAUCAAAAAAGCAAAGGAAAUCUGAAGUAUUGGAAGGAAUUUUGGAGACCAUGGAAACGGAUAAUGUGUCAGAAGAUAAUUUAUAAAAGUCAUUGUGACAUAAAGAGACUCAACUUAUUUAUACAAAUGAUUCAAGAGAUGAAAGUGAUGCUGGCCUAUGCUGAUUGUUAAUUUGAAUUGUUUUUAUGUCAACAGUUUUGUAACUCAUGUUGUAUAUAUAAAACAUUGACUGAUAUAAAGCCA